AUGUCUGAUCGCUUCUACCGCCUGCGACUUCGGACACCAUCGCCCGAGCCGUACUAUAUCGAACGCCGCCCACGAUACGCUCGCUCAUCACCUUCACCACCACCACGUCGCCGCGCAUCCAGUCGUCCUCGUCGGGUCUCCUUCGAUCUCGGUGCUGAUUCUCAUCCUCGACGAGCCGCGACUUUUGCCAUCUCUAGAGACCCUAUUCCAAAGCGCACACUUGUCUUCAAGGAGUCUUCCUACCGCAGACAGCGACAGUCCAGCCGACGGUCCAGGACACCUUCACCUUCACCGCCCGCCUCGCCGCCUCGCGGUCCCAACCACAUCAUGAGUGAGAGACUCAGUGGGGACUAUGUCCCGCUGCCCAAGAAACUCCCAAAGACCAAAGACGACAAGUCCUCGAAUCACUCCUCCAGCGACGAAGAGCGGCGCCGCAGGAAGGGUAAGGAAAGAGCCCGCGUCAUCAACUAUGGGCCGGCUCACAUGGACGACCCUGACUAUUACCCCGUGGUCGAAACGCCAUCCACUUCCGGCGGCGGUGGCAUUGGCACGCCGCUUGGACGCCGCGACUCUGGCGUCUACAGUGGUACAGGCUCACCUCACAGUCGGGACCGCAAGUACUACGACAAGCACGGUCGGCCAAUCACUGUUGGUCAGGAUCGUCGCCCCCUGAUCACAGAUAGUGCAGAUACGACAGCUGCCAUCCAGGACUUGACCCGCGAGUUCAACACCAUCAUCACGAAUGAGCGCCUUGACAAGCUGGAGGCAGAAGCAAAAGCCAAUCGUCUUGCAGCGCAGCUCAACAAGGCUCAAGCCGAGAUUGAGCAAAGCAAGAGAUCUAGCUGGCUCGAUGACAGAGAGAAAAGAGUCGGAGAUCGCGAGAAGGUGCAUCGCGAUGAGAAGCGCUUGAGCCAGACGAGCUCGAGGGAGAGCCCUCCGGGUGGCCUUCGACCGAGGGAUGUGGUCGUCAAGCAGCCGAGCCCGCCCAUCAGAGACACACCAGCUGAUGUCGCUAAAGACGCACUAGACAAAGCUCGUGCCGAUUAUCAGCGAAAGCAGCAGAGGGAUAGUGGCAACUACAGCGGCCGUGGGGGCGGAAAGUGGUGA
Messenger RNA from Cyphellophora attinorum, 1107 nucleotides. RefSeq lists its product as uncharacterized. Lineage: Eukaryota; Fungi; Ascomycota; Eurotiomycetes; Chaetothyriales; Cyphellophoraceae. The record is from RefSeq and is a predicted model, not a curated record. The coding region runs from base 1 to 1107 and encodes 368 amino acids. The transcript has a single exon.